Messenger RNA from Mus pahari (shrew mouse), 1171 nucleotides. It is a transcript of the gene Pkig, whose product is annotated as cAMP-dependent protein kinase inhibitor gamma. Gene Ontology annotation, molecular function: cAMP-dependent protein kinase inhibitor activity. The record is from RefSeq and is a predicted model, not a curated record. Bases 331 to 561 code for a protein of 76 amino acids. Gene Ontology annotation, cellular component: nucleus; cytoplasm. The transcript is spliced from 4 exons. Gene Ontology annotation, biological process: negative regulation of cAMP-dependent protein kinase activity. NCBI's taxonomy places the organism in Eukaryota, Metazoa, Chordata, Mammalia, Rodentia, Muridae.
AGGCGGCCCCGGGGAGGCGCUCGCGCCGGCGGCCGGGGCUCUACGAGGCGACAAGGCGGCAGGUAAGCGGCGGUAGAGCGGGUGGACGCGGCCCGGAGAGGAGCGGUCCGCCGGGCGACCGGCGAGGGACGGGUCGCGGGGACGCGGGGACGCGGGGCAAGGACGGAGGGCCGGACCUUUGUCCCUUGGGCCCGCGAGCUGGCGCCUGCGACGCCCUCUGACCCCGGCCGCGUUCGGACUUUCUGCACUGGCUAAUCAAGAGUGAAAAACCUGAAGAGAUGCAGGCAGGAAAACGGAAUUAAACUAGGCCUGAGGAGCGAUGCAACAGGCAUGAUGGAAGUCGAGUCCUCCUAUUCGGACUUCAUCUCCUGCGACCGGACAGGCCGUCGGAAUGCAGUCCCUGACAUCCAGGGUGACUCAGAGGCCGUGAGCGUGCGGAAGCUCGCUGGAGACAUGGGCGAGCUUGCACUUGAGGGAGCAGAAGGACAGGCAGAGGGAAGUACCCCAGAGAAGGAGGCCAGCGGCCAGCCUGAGAGCAGUGAUGCGAACACCUCGUCCUGAGUCUGCCUGUGGUCCUAAGGCUGAAGAGACCCGCUGUACUUCCUGGACUGGAGCCCUGGCCAGCCAGGCCGACUGAGAGCCUCAUGGAGUCCUCUGUGGCCCCCACUCCAGCAAAGUCCUCUACCCACACCACAGGCUCCACUCUUCUCCACCUCCCCACGGUGCCCAGGUACACUUUGAAGACACUAGCACCACAAGAUGUUAUUUAUUCAGCUAGGCGGGGCUCGAGCCAGGCCCUGCCCCUAGGUGAGCAGCUGCCACCUGGACAGGGACUGCCCUGUCGCCACUCACCCUCCAGCCAGCCGUCUGUCGGGAAGAUCUUCCUAGCCCUUUUUUAAAGCCUCUUUUACAUUUUUUAAAAACAUAACUUUUUCAGAGAGAAGGGAGCUGACAAUCACUUUUCUUCUGUUUUGGUUUUGGGUUUUGUUUUUGUUUUGAAAGCCGUCUUAAGCUCAGUUCUGAUGAUCUAUGCAGCUCUAAGUUUCCUCAUGGAGCCUCACAGAUCCAGUUUUGGGAAAGGAUUUGGACUCAAAACUAACUGACCAAUUCUUUGCCCUUUGUACCAAGAGACUGAUACUUAGGCCCAGGAAAUAAAUGCUGGUGGUUUGUG